Molecule: messenger RNA, 1188 nt
Organism: Closterium sp. NIES-65
Lineage: Eukaryota; Viridiplantae; Streptophyta; Zygnematophyceae; Desmidiales; Closteriaceae
Source: the annotation of a GenBank genome assembly
AUGGCCUCCCCUAGCGUCCUCACCUUUGACGCUGAGGACGGCCUCUCCCUGUUUGACCUCACUUCUGGUGCCUCCCUUGCGCCUGCUGCUGAUGGUGACGCCACUGUUCGCUCACAGUGGGCCACGCGCGAUGCUGCUGCUCGCCUUGCUGUGCGCCGCCACUUACCGACCACUGAGCGUGCAAUCUUUAGCCAGUACAAGAGUGCUCAGACCUUGUACGACGCUGUAGUUGUACGCUACUCUUCCCCUGCCACUGCUGCACUGAGCCGCCUCAUGCUACUGUACCUCUUCCUUGACCCUGCUGCCUUUCCCACAGUCGCUGACCUCAUCACGCACCUCUGCACUAGUGACACUCACUACCGCGCUGCGCUUCCUGCUGAGUUCUGCGCCAAGAACCCCCCCCCCCCCCCCCCCAUGUACAUCACCCUCUACUACAUAGUCACCCGGCUCCCUGACUCUCUUCGCGGAGGCGGUAGAGGUAGUGGAGGAGGCGGAGGUGGAGGAGGCGGCGGAGGCGGCGGUGGUGGAGCGGGUCGCGACUCUGCGCCGAGGAGUGGCGCCGGUGGUGGUCAGCGCAAGCAGCAGCAGUGGAGUGGUGUGACCCUGUCCCCUCAGCAGCUUCGUGAGUGGUACACUGCACGUCAGCGCGGUGGGGGUUUUGGUCCCUGCGCUUACGUCCUCCGUACCGGCGACCGCGCUGGUGAGUGGUGCGGAGGCCCGCACUCCACCCAGCGCUGCUUUGGUCGCCUGACGGAUGCGUGGCGUUGCCAGUUCCCAGAGGCGUCAGAGAUCCCUCGCUGGGGAGAUCUGACUAAGGCCGGGGUUGCUAUCUUUGAUCUUGACUUUGAUGCUAUUCUUGCUGCCAUGUAUGCUGUUGCUGAUAGUGUUGAGGGUGCCUUUUACCUAUGUGUACCGCCUGACCCGGGCAUUGAGGCCGCUGCUCUAGAUGCUAGUGCGUCUGCUGCCCCAGGUGCUAGUGCGUCUGCUGCCCCAGGUGCUGGUGAGUCUGCUCUCGCAGGUACUACGUCGGCUCAGGCCUUACACACCUUCACCAUGGACUCGGGUGCGUCUCGCUCCUUCUUACGAGACCGCACCACUCUUACGCCGCUUAGUCGGCCAGUUGCAGUCUCCCUUGCAGACCCCUCUGGGGGUCCUUGUCAGAACAUUAUAGCUUACUUAUUUGUGUAG